AUGGCGAUGGAGGAGAUCGAUCUAAGCGAUCGACGAGGGCUUAUUGCGAUGGCAUAUGGGAAUCCGAAAGAAGGAAACAAAUCGCUAAACACAUCAACUUCUACAAUUGAUAAAGGAUCGGAUAAAGCACCACUUACAAAUAUCAAUGGGAAGAGUCAAGAAAGAGAACGAGAGAGGGAAAGAGAUCGGGAAAGGGGAGAGACGAGAGAACCCCGGAAAAAAAAACGAAUCUCAUGUGCCUAUGCUACUUGCCUCUUCUUAUUGCUUUGUGCAAUUCUCGCGUGUCUCCUCUCCGCUUUGAUCACUUAUGGACUAACGAAACAGGCGUUUGACCGCGACGGAGACGUGCUACCAUUUGUGCCGGAUCCAAGAUAUAAUUUGACUCAAGAAGAAGCGCUACUCGAUGAGGAAGAAGAAGAGGAAAGAGAUCUCUCGAUUCCACCAAUGGCCGAUCUCCGCUUGCCGAAAGAUGUCAUUCCACUGUGGUACAAUUUGACCGUUCAAGUGCACCUCCCCGGUUUUGUUCCGAUCGAAAAGGAUAAAAAUCUUACAUACGAUGCUUCGAUUACGAUUAAGGUGAAAAUCGUGAAAGACACUGACAAAAUUGUUUUGAACUCGAAAGAGUUGGAUCUCGAUUUGAAUGCUGGAUCGUUCCGGAUUUUCGAAGAUAAACAAGACUCCGAGAACAAGCGAGCACAACGCAGCUCCAACGAAACCGAGUCGGAGAAUGAGGGUUUCAAUGCUACGGAGAUCACAACAAUACACGAAACAAAGACCACCACUGAACGUUCAAACAUUGUCCCACAUCGAAAUUUGACUUUCGAGGAGGAUCAUAACGAAAAGGAAAACGAUCUCAAAAUCAAGAAAAUCACCCUAAAUGAAACGCUCCAAUUUUUGACUUUUCAUCUUUCUGAGAAACUCUCCGCUGGGAAAGAAGUUUACAUAAAGUUUGCCUUUUCUCGCAAACUGAGAACGACAAUGAAUGGUCUUUAUUUGACAAAAUAUAAAACAGAAAAUGGAACUGAGAGAUUAUUCGCUAUGACGCACAUGGAACCAGCUUAUGCAAGAGGAUUUGUUCCUUGCUUUGACGAGCCACAUUUGAAAGCACCCUGGAAGAUCAAGAUCAUUCACCCGAAAGGCACCAAAGCUAUCUCGAAUGGAAUCGAAUUGGAAGAGAGUGUGGCCACAAAAGACUCGCCCGAUUGGGUGUACACUUCAUUUGGGGAAACGCUGCCAAUUUCGUCGUACUUGGUGGCAAUGUCGGUGAACGACUUCGAAUAUUUGGAAGGGGAAAGCGCUAAAGGGACGAGGUUUCGCGUUUGGGCCCGAGCCACAGCAAUCAACGAGACCGAGUACGCGCUCGAUAUUGGCAUAAAGUCGAUCGAUUUCUAUGAGAAGUACUAUGGAAUGGAGUAUCCAAUUCCUAAACAAGACAUGAUCGCCGUCUCCGAUUUUGAUCCAGGUGCAAUGGAAAAUAUGGGACUGAUUGCAUUUCGCGAGAUCUUAGUUUUGUACAAUCCAAAGCUCCACUCACUUCAAACAAAAUACAAGGUGGCGACAACAGUAGCUCAUGAAGUUUCGCAUCAGUGGCUAGGCAACUUGGUGACAAUGGAUUGGUGGAACGAUUUGUGGCUGAAUGAGGGAACGGCAAGAUAUUUGGAAGCGAAAGCCGUUAAAGAAAUCACAAAUGGAUCUUUCCAAGGGGAUCAAAUGUUUGAACUCUAUGAGCAUAACAGAGCCUUCACAAAGGACGCAAGAUCGUCAUCACAUCCACUUCAUCUGAAUAUCACUUCAUACGAUGAAGUGAAAGAGGCUUUCGAUUUUAUUACUUAUGAUAAGGGAGCUUCUCUUUUGAAAAUGAUUGAGAAGAUCAUUGGUGAGAAGGAUUUCGAAAAAGGACUCAAGGAUUACGUCAAAAAGCUUUGCUACAAGACGACCAACUCAUCGAGUCUAUUCGAGGCGUUGAACAGUGAGAUACCGGAAAAGUUAACCGGUUGGGAUGAGAAGAAGUUCGAUUUACCCGAUUUUGCGAACAAAUGGACAGAACAGAUGGGUUAUCCGGUGGUCGAGUUGCAUCGAUUGGACAAUGAGACACUCGAAUUCACGCAGAGACGCUUCAAGAGGGAUCCCACCAUUCCUGAGUCGGCUAGAUAUCGAAACGCGAGAUACUGGUACAAAUGGGAUAUCCCUUUGUGGUAUUCAGUGGAUGGAGAUGAACAACCGUUGGCCUGGCUACAUGAAGCUUAUCGCCUCAACAUCACCGAGAAUCAACUGGUGUUGGUGAACCCGGAGUCGAUCGGUUUCUACCGGGUCAACUACGAUCAACGAGGAUGGGAGGCGAUUCAGCGGCAAUUGUUGAAAGAUCAUACGAAAAUCCCAGUGAAAGGCAGACAUCGAGUGAUCGACGAUGCCUUCAUACUUGCAGCUGCAAACCAUUUGCCUUACGAGGUGGCCUUCAACGUGAGCUCGUAUCUUUCAAAAGAAACCGAAACACUUCCAUGGAUUGCCGCUAUGGCUGGCUUCAACGAUGUUCUUCAUCAUUUCGAUGAUCAACCGGACAGUGAAGGAAUUAGAGAGUUCAUCAAAUCCCAGGUUAAACCAUUGUUCAACAAUUUGGAUGUAACGCACAACUUUGCUGAGGAUAAGGAUUUAUUGAAGAGCCUAUUGGUCGCUAAUGCAAUGAAAGUUUACUGUAUGGUCGAUGGAGCGGAAUGCAUCGAAAAGGCCAUUAAACUUUUCAAAGAGGAUUUCGUUGACGCGUGCUCUCAUGAUGAUAUCGCUUCGGAGUGUAGUCGAGUCCCGGUGACUAUUCGGGAUACGGUUUAUUGCGAGGGGAUUCGUUGGGGAACAACUGCCGACUUCGAGAAGAUUAGAAAUUUAACAAUUCGUGAAACCACCUCCACCGAGCGAUCGAUCCUCUUGGCCUCAUUGGGUUGCUCACGAGAUCCAUAUGUUCUCAAAAAAGCUUUCUUUGAGGGAGUGAACGGAACGGAUUUCCACGACAACGAGCUGGUCUCACUGUUUCUGGGGGCCGCUUAUGGAACUGUUGGGAAAUAUCUGACAAACGAUUUCAUUAUGGACAAUUGGAAAGAGCUAUUCAAGAGAUUCCAAGACACGCAAUUCUCGCUUCGAAACAUCGUCUUAUACGGGCUACGGCUGAGGGAUGAGAGGGACCUGAAAGAGAUCGAAUCGUUCAUCUCAAAGCACAAGAUCACCACUCGUCGUUUCUCGGCGUGGAAGAGCGCCAUCGAACAGGGAAAGAGUACGCUAAAUUGGAAUAAACAUCAUCGAAAAUCUCUCAUCAAAUUCUUCAAAGGGGAAAAGAAUGAAAAAAGAGAUGAAGAUGAUGAACUU
Mesorhabditis belari is the source of this 3354-nucleotide messenger RNA. The record is from the annotation of a GenBank genome assembly. Lineage: Eukaryota; Metazoa; Nematoda; Chromadorea; Rhabditida; Rhabditidae.